AAUUAAUUGACACGAGAAUUAAAAAAAAAAAAAUGAGUCAUCGAAAAAAGUUAAUGCAAGAUAUAUGAAUGUCGUCAUGUGGAAGGGAAAAGACAAUUUCUUGUUUAUAAUGCAUCACAUACCAAAUGAAUAUAUAGAAACAGGACAGUCGUAAGAUGACGUGAAACUUUGCGGGAGUCUACAAGCCAAAACUAACAGUGUUGAUUCAUUUUGAGAGUUAAAUUAAUCAACAGCAAGUGUAUUAUAAAUCACCUUGAACAAUCACAAAUGAUGUACAAUUUAUGACGUAUCUAUAUAUUUCUCAUUUCAUUUGGUAUUUUAUUGAUAAUAAAUUUAACUUGUCAUAUUUUAAUUUAAUUAAUAAUGAAAAUGGACGAUGAUCUAGUCAAUCUUCUUGAAGAUUUAAUAAAAUUUUUAGAAUGCCUGUGUGAAAUUAAUUUACCAAAUGAUAUUGAAAAUAAAAAAAAUGAACUUUUACAAAGAACAAAAAAAAAUUUUGAUUUACAAAAUCAAUGUUCAGUAUCAACAUAUUUAAAUAUGAGUGCUGGAAAAGGAAAAGGUUUAAUGCUUAUUAGUGAUAAUACUGAUAAUAAUGAUGAAAAUAUUACAGAAUAUAUUGAUCCAGAAAAUAAAUCAAAUACACCAACAAGUCAAGGAUAUUAUGAAUGUUUUCCAGUAAUUAAAAAUUCAACAGAAACAUUGAUUAAUGAACAAAUUGAUACUGAUGAUAUAUUGGUUAAAUUAUAUAGUAGUUUUUCAACUGAAUUAACUAAAAGUAAAUGUUACAAAUGUGGUCCACUAUUACAAAAAGAAGAACGUAAAUUUAUUGGUUUUAAUUUUGAGCAUCUACGUUCAUGUUGGCUUGGCUUGGUUGGCACACAUUUGUUGGUAUACUCAAGUAAAGUUGAAAAACAACCAAGUGAAAUAUAUUCAAUACGUGGUUAUUUAUCACGUGCAGCACCAAAUGCAACUCCACGUGAUCCAGAACGUGGUAAAUCAGCAUUUGAAGUAUUUUCACCUGGUAAUAAAACACUUGUAUUUAUUGCAAGAUCACCAAAAGAUAUGAAACAAUGGGUAGAAGCAAUUUGUCAAUUAAGUUGUAUACAAAAUGAACAAACAGAUAAUAUAAUUGAAUCAAAUAUAUCUGAUAAUACAAUAUCUGAUGAACAAUAUCAAGAUAUUGAUAAUACAAAUGAAAAUAUUAUAAUUAAUGAAAAAAAAAUGAUCCAUAAUCAAGACAAUGAUGAAAUUAAUAAAAUAAAUAAAUUUGAUGAUACAAUAAUUAUUCCAACAAGAGUACCACGUAGAUUACCAUCUAUACCACAUGAAAAAUCAUUAUCAUAUGAACAUCUUGAUGAUGCUUAUGAUGAUGAUUGUAUUUAUCAUAAAAUUGAUGAUUUACGACAACCAGUAAUUUCAACAUAUAAAAAUUUAAAUAAAACACAAGAAUUAUCAUUAAAAAUAUUAUCAAAAAAUAAAAAAUUAAUAAAAAAUAAUGAUAAUAAUAAUAAUGAUAAUAGUAAUAAUAAAAUUGAAAUAAAAAAUAAACAAAAAAAUGAAAAAUUAAUUGAUAUAUCACAAAAAAAAAAAUCAAUAUUUAGUAGAAUUAAAAAAGAUUUAGAUAUAUCACCAAAAAAACAACAAAUUGAUAAAAAAAAUAAAAAAGAUAAUAAAAAUAAAAUUAAAGAUAAUGAAAAUUUAUUUGAUAAUAAAAUUAUUAAUAAAGAAUUUGAAUUAUCAAAUUAUGAUGAUGUAUCUGAUAUAAAAAUUACUAAUAAUUAUGAAAAAAAAAAUGAUGGUGAUGAUGAUGCUGCUGAUGAUGAUGAUGUUAAAGAAAAAGAACAACAAAAUAAUUAUACAUGUCCACCAGCACCACGUCCAAUUAGUAUUAAUAAAUUAAAUCAUAAACCAGAUGAUGUAUAUGAUGACAUUGGUGAAUUACGAAAUAGUGAAAGAGUUGAAUCAUCAUUAUUUAUUAAAGAAGAAAUUUUAAUAUCAAAUGAUGACGAAGAACAUUAUAAAGUACCACGUAUACAUGAAACAAUUGACCCUGGUCAAUUGAUUAUAAAAAAUGAUGAAGAAUUAUAUGAUGAUAUUGCUAUUCUCACUGAAUUUCGUGCUAGAAAAAGAUAUUCUGAAUGUUCAUCAUUAUCAUCAUUAUCAAUAACAACAGAUAAUAAAAAUGUUGUUAAAGUAUGGAAUAGAUUUUCUAGUGGUAAUAAAAAUAUUAAAGCAUCAUCUGAUAAUAAUUUGGCUGAAAGUAAAACAAAUAUUAAUAAAAAUAAUAAUGUGAUUGAAUCUGAUGAAGACGAUGAUGAUGAUGAUGAUGAUAAUGAAACAUUUAAACUAAAUAAAUUUCAAAAACUAAUUAAUAAAAUGGAAUAUUCAUUGAGUAAAUCAAAACCAUUAACAAUUAUUAAUAAAAGCGAUAAUAUAUAGACUAAUUAUAUAUUUUUUUUUUUAUAUAUAUUUUACUGCACAAUAAAAUUUAUUUGAUAAUAACAAUAUUUAUUUUUAUUACUGUAUUUUCAUCAUUUACAAAUGUAUUAUUAUUAUUAUUUUAAAUCGAAAAAAAAAAUAUCAAUAUCAUAGUAUGAUUAAUUAUUUUAUUUGUCCAUUUUAAAACAUUACCAAUUAAAAGUCCUCUACGGCUUGCAUUGUUGGUGGUAAAUUUAAACGAUCUGUUGUUUUUGUGGAACCAAAAACAGGAUUUCCAAUUUUUUUACCUGAGAUUGGUACAAUAUUAAGAUUGUUAUUAUUAGCACCAAUAUGAUCAUAAUUAAAA
Messenger RNA from Aphidius gifuensis, 2785 nucleotides. RefSeq lists its product as uncharacterized. The transcript is spliced from 4 exons. Lineage: Eukaryota; Metazoa; Arthropoda; Insecta; Hymenoptera; Braconidae. The coding region runs from base 364 to 2439 and encodes 691 amino acids. The record is from RefSeq and is a predicted model, not a curated record.